AUGGCUGCCGCCGUCCUGGGCAAGCGCCAACGGGGAAUCAUUGAAAGUGAAGGCCCAAAUCUACCUUUGCGUAGUGGGAGCAAACGAGGACGCACGCAACCCCCUCGUGUGAUCCGCGAAGACAGUGCCUCGCCGGCACCACCGUCACGCCAACUCCGAUCGAGAACACGCAAUGGCACGACACCGCAACAGGAGAAUGAGCCUGUUGUCAAGGAAAUCAGCGCUAAGGAUGCGCGCACCAAGCGUGAUCCGGCAGAACACGAGAGCGGAUCGCCUCGGAAAGGCAACGCCCAGCUCGGGGCCUCGAAAUCAGUCAAUGAUGAGAACUCCAAGCCGGUUGAGGUGAAGACGCCUUCGAAGUCGCGAUUCCGGGAUGCCCUAGAGUCCCCCCCUGUUACACCCAAGCAUCGAGUUCAAAUUGGGAAUAAGUCCCUGACCCCGCGAACACCACGACAAAUUUCGGCCCCAUCCACGAACCACACUAUCUAUACGAGCGCGAAACAAUUAUUCGCGCGCGGCGCAAGUUCCGGUCGAUUGGUCGGGCGGGACGCGGAACGGGAGAAGUUGCGGUCGUUCAUCGAGGACGCCGUCGCAUCGCGCAAGGGAGGCUGUCUAUAUGUUAGUGGUCCUCCGGGGACUGGGAAAAGCGCCAUGGUCCACGAGCUGUGCCAGGAAAUCGACUUGACGUCGGUCAAAGUGACGCAUAUCAACUGUGCGAGUAUGCGCAGCGCCCGCGAUGUUUACAGCAAGCUCCUCGAGGACUUUAGCGAGGAUCAGCAAAUCUUCAGGAAGAGUGAGGCGGAGAGGGUGAAGGGGAUGUUUCUGCCGGAUGAGUCGAAGCAAGACGAUAUCUUCCUGGUCUCGCUCGACGAAAUCGACCACCUUCUGACCGCGGACGCCGGUGUUCUCCAAUCUCUGUUUGAGUGGUCGCUGCACAGCAAGUCGAAACUGAUCCUCGUCGGAAUCGCGAACGCUCUCGAUCUGACCGAUCGGUCAUUGCCUCAAUUGAAAGCGAAGAACCUCAAACCUCGACUCCUCGCGUUCUUGCCGUACAAUGCCAGCCAAAUCGCGAAUGUUAUCAUUAACCGCCUCCGUUCUCUGCUGUCAGCUGGCGAAACCGAUGAUGCGAGCUUCGUACCGUUUAUCCAACCUGCAGCCAUCCAAUUAUGCUCGAAAAAGGUCGCCUCGCAGACCGGCGAUCUCCGCAAAGCCUUCGAACUCGUCAAACGCGCCAUCGACCUCAUCGAGCACGAAACACUACAGCGCCUCGAAAAGCAAAACGCCACCUCCGACGCACCCUCGAACACGAUCCUAGUCGAAAACAACAACCUCUCCUGCCCCAUCAAAUCCAAACAAAACCCCACCUCAAAAUACACCAACAUCACAGCCCCCCGAGCAAGCAUCGCCCACGUCGCCCGCAUCACAUCAUCCGCCUUCGGCCAAGGCACCAUCCAAAGACUUCAAGGCCUCAACCUGCAACAAAAAGCCGCCAUCUGCGCGCUUAUCGCACUAGACCGCAAACGCCGAGAAGGCGAGCUACCCAGCACACCGUCGAAAUCCAAGAACGCCCCACCAACAGUCAAGCAAGUCUUCGACACAUACUGCACCCUCUGCCGAAAGGACAACAUCCUCCACCCCCUCACAGCCACCGAAUUCAAAGACGUCCUCAGCAACCUCGAAACCCUCGGCUUGGUCGGCGAAUACCAGGGCCGAGGCCGAGGCGGCACCGUGUCAGGUGGCUCGGACCUCCGCCGCACGCCGUCCAAGUCAGGUGGGCCUUUAACGCCUAGCAAAGCCCUCGACGAGCAGGGUCUCGUGUGCUUUGUUUCCCAGAGGGAAAUUGAGGGCCAGAUUGCUGGUGCGGGGGAGGGCAUUUUACGGAGGUUGCUCUUGGGUCAGGGAUUGUAAUAUCACUAUGCAUAUUUGUACAGUCUUUUGUACGGAUUAUUGAUGUUUGAGUUGGUAUCUGUUAUCUGUUCUUUGGAUAUGGUACGAUACCAUUUGCAUCUGCAUCUAUGUAUUUCUUAUUUUCAGCGUUAAGCAUGGCGUGUUUGUGUGUAGGUUAAGGUUACAGGUUGCAGCGCUACAAGGUUAUACUUUACUAGAGUUAGUUACCAAUAAAC
Molecule: messenger RNA, 2123 nt
Organism: Aspergillus campestris IBT 28561
Lineage: Eukaryota; Fungi; Ascomycota; Eurotiomycetes; Eurotiales; Aspergillaceae
Product: AAA family ATPase CDC6
Exons: 3
Coding region: 1-1908 (635 amino acids)
Biological process (GO): cell division; DNA replication initiation; mitotic DNA replication checkpoint signaling
Cellular component (GO): nucleus
Molecular function (GO): ATP hydrolysis activity; DNA replication origin binding
Source: RefSeq, a predicted model, not a curated record